Staurois parvus is the source of this 562-nucleotide messenger RNA. The record is from the annotation of a GenBank genome assembly. Lineage: Eukaryota; Metazoa; Chordata; Amphibia; Anura; Ranidae.
AUAUGCACUAUAUUGCCAAAAGUAUUGGGACAUCCCUCCAAAUCAUUGGAUUCAGGUGUUCCAAUCACCUCCAUGGCCACAGGUGUAUAAAAUCAAGCACUGCUUCUGUAAACAUUUGUGAAAGAAUGGGUGGCUCUCAGGAGCUCAGUCAAUUCAAGCGUGGUGCCGUGAUAGGUUGCCACCUGUGCAACAAGUCCAUAUGUGAAAUUUCCUUGCUUGCUAUGUGAAAUUUCCAUGGUCAACUGUUAGCGGUAUUAUAACAAAGUGGAAGCAACUGGGAACAACAGCAACCCAGCCACAAAGUGAUAGGCCAGGUAAAAUGACAGAGCGGGGUCAGCACAUGCUGAAGCACACAGUGCGCAGAAGUCGCCAACUGUCUGCAGAAUCAAUGGCUAAAGACCUCCAAACUUCAUAUGGCUUUCAGAUUGGCACAACAACAGUGUUUAGAGAGCUUCAUGGAACGGGUUUCCACGGCCGAGCAGUUGCAUCCAGGCCUUACAUCACCAAGUGCAAUGAAAAGCAACAGAUGCAGUGGCAUAAAGCACACCACCACUGGACUGUA